GCUUUAUGGAACUUCACACGCGCCUCGCUUAAAUGAUUCACACUCUUGUAUAAAAGCGGUGUCGUUACUGAAAAAAUUACAGUGUCUUGUGUCCAUGCUUGUUGUGUUAAGUUACAAGUGGACGGACUUGCGAAACAAAGAGAGGCACUUGAAUAAUUUAUCACCAUGGAAAUCCUAACUAACGCAUUGUCUCAAAAUGGUAUUAUUUAUUUCGGACUGCCGGUAGUAUGCUUACUAAUCUAUCUAUACUGCUGCUACAAACUGAAUUACUGGAAAAGACGAGGCGUUCCACAAUUAAAAGAUCAAAAUUUGUUAUUCGGAGAUUUCAAAGAUGGAAUAUUGUUCCGCACUGCACCUGGAUACCAUUUGGGAGAAAUAUAUCGUAGGGCACCAGCGAAUGCGCCGUAUGUUGGCUUUUACAUCUUCCAUAAGCCUUGUCUGCUAUUAAAAGACCCGGAACUGAUCAAACAGAUAUUGACACGUGAUUUUGAUAACUUCUCCAACCGCCAUUUCGCUGGACCUCAACAGAAAGACAGUAUUGGAAUGCAAAACUUGUUUGGACUUAAAAACCCAGCAUGGAGAUAUUUGAGGAAGAAGAUCAGCCCAACCCUCAGCACUCGCGCUAAGCUAAGGCAAAUGCUUCCUCUGAUGAUGGAAACUGGCGAACCUAUGAUGGGUUAUCUGAAGGAAAAGGUUGCAACCAAUAAUGAGUCUAAAGUUAUUGAUGCUCAAGACGUGAAUUACAAGUACACUGCUGAUCUGAUUGCCAAUGUCGCGCUUGGAACUAAGACCGAUUCCUUUACCUAUCCUGAUUCUGACUACAGCAAAUGUCUGAUGAACUUCUUCCAUUCCUUCAAACGGAUGGUGGCGCUGGUCACGGUCUUCUUUAUGCCUGAGUUGGUGGACAUGAUCGGCUCCCCCAUACUCUUCGACUCAUCGUUCGUGCGCGAAAUAUUCUGGAAAGCCGUUGAAUCCCGUGAAAAGGACGGGAAGAAGAGGGGAGAUUACAUUGAUUCGAUUAUUUCAUUGAAGAAUGGAGAACAGGAUUCUCUUUACAGAUUCGAGGGUGACAAUCUUUUCUACCAAUCUGGAACAUUCUUCUCCGGGUUCGAAUCAAGUUCUACUGUAUCCGCUUUUACUCUUAUGGAAUUGGCGAAGAAUAAGGCAUAUCAGGACCGCGCCAGAGCAGACAUCAAAAGGGCUAUCGACAAAUAUGGAUGGACCCUCGAGGCCUUCAACGACAUGAAGUACUUGGACCAGUGCAUCGCCGAGGGAGUCAGGCUUCAUCCACCAGUCUCUACCAUCGACCGAUACACACACAGAGAUUACAAAAUUCCUAACACGGAUGUCGUUAUUGAGAAGGGAACCCCUAUUUACAUUUCUCUGUACGGCUUGCACGGAGACCACGAUCACUUCGACCAGCCCGAGGUGUACGAUCCUGAACGGUUCACAGACGACAGAGUUGUAUCGGAGGCGUACGUACCGUUCGGUCUUGGACCAAGGAAAUGUGUUGGUAUGAGAGUUGGCCAGUUGCACGUCAAAGUUGUAAUUUCGAUGAUCUUGAGCGAAUAUGAAGUGUAUCAGAAACAGGCCGAAGUUGCCAAACUGGAUACUCGGUCUACCUUCACCGCCGCCGCCGAUGGAAUCCACAUGAAAUUUAUGAAGUUAGAGAAGUAAUAUAAUAUUUUAUUGGUAUGUGAGAAUCAUAAGUUGAUAUAUCUAACAUAGCUGUUAUAUAUUUCGCCAAUAUAGAAGACAGAUUAUUGUUAUGAAACUGAGUAGUUUAAUUACUUAAAAGAGGUAAAUAUGAAUAAAUGUUUCCCUGUUAAAUAUAAAGCAAAAAUCAUUUAAGUUGUAAGAUACAAAUCGUUUAUCGGUUAAUAGUGAUUUCAGAAAAAAAUAUACAAAAUACAUAUAGAUGGAUAUCUAUUUUGAUUAGUGUGAAAACUAGAUACAAAUGUUUAAAGAUUGUAUGUAAGGACGAUUUUCGAUUUGUUAUUUAUUGUGACGACAAUAUUUGCGAAACAGAUCUAUUUUGGUAACAUAUUACAGUUUUUAAUGAAACAAAAUAUUACAUUAUAAUUACAAGUUUUUAAUGUUAAUUACAUUUCGAAAUAUUACUAUUUUUAGGAUUUGAUUGCAGUUUUUUAUAUUAUUUUCUCCCGAGGGGACAAGUAAUGACAUAAAAAAUAGCGAUUUUCUAUGUCCAAAAUUCGCGUAAACAUAAGAAAUCAUUAAUUACUUACAAAAACUAGAUUAUUUUUUUAAAGUUUAUUUCAAUUAUGUAUGUGGAGAUAGUUGAAUGAAUAACUUUUGGGAGCACCGCAGUUUCCAUUUCCAAAUAGAUCUGAUUUAUAGCAAAUAGUUACAAAGCGCAAAUUGUAAGCGAUCGUAAAGUUGUAAAUGCGGAAAUAAGGUAAACAAGAUAAGGGUUACGAUUCGCGACUAUCUAAUAAAAGGUAUAACCCAGCCAUAAAAAUAUUGAUAUGCAAUCGGAUCGCUAAAUGUAUACAAUUACAUAAAUUAAUAAUGGGACUUCAUAAAAAAGAUAAACAUGGGUUUUCCGUCUGUAACAGCAACGUGAUAAUCCUAUUUGCGCCACACUUCAAAUGCUAUGGAACUAAAAUAUAUUUGUAUAUUAUGUUUGAUAUACCUAAUAAUGGAAUUUGAUUAUUUACUUACAUUAAGAGUUUUUGUAUUGUGUUAAUUGAUUCGUCAUAUUUGUUAUUAAUAGAAAUACCUAUUAGAAUAUUGUACUAAGAUUAUUUCGAAUAUAUGGUUUGUACAAAUGUGUUAGGGCGUAGGCCUGUUAAUAAUUGAAUGUCAUGGUAGGUAAUUAAUGUACAAAAUAAUUAUAACAUGUACCUAGUUCACAAGAAUCAGAAAGAGGUAAAAGGUAUUUCUGAAUGCGUCGACGAACUUUAUCAUUCUAUGUAGUUGAAUGGUAUUUCGGUGAAUUCUUUUUGACCAAUGUCACAAUGGACAUUCCAUUGAAUACAUUUUUGCUAACGUCAGUUGUUACAGCGAUUAGUUAUAAUGUUGCUAUACUUUUGUAUAAUCUGAGUUAGGAUACUCCGGUCUAAUGACCUUUGUUGUUUAAUUUAAAUAUUAUGUUAUUUUGUACACUUGUUUAUAGGAGUACGUUUGAGCUUUAAUAAAAGAAUAUUGUGUGAAAA
Messenger RNA from Manduca sexta (tobacco hornworm), 3176 nucleotides. Its product is annotated as cytochrome P450 6k1. Bases 166 to 1677 code for a protein of 503 amino acids. The transcript is spliced from 6 exons. The record is from RefSeq and is a predicted model, not a curated record. Lineage: Eukaryota; Metazoa; Arthropoda; Insecta; Lepidoptera; Sphingidae. Gene Ontology annotation, molecular function: heme binding; monooxygenase activity; oxidoreductase activity, acting on paired donors, with incorporation or reduction of molecular oxygen.